Molecule: messenger RNA, 1179 nt
Organism: Phoenix dactylifera (date palm)
Lineage: Eukaryota; Viridiplantae; Streptophyta; Magnoliopsida; Arecales; Arecaceae
Product: ARM repeat superfamily protein
Biological process (GO): microtubule cytoskeleton organization
Cellular component (GO): cytoplasmic microtubule
Molecular function (GO): microtubule binding
Source: RefSeq, a predicted model, not a curated record
CCUUCAAAUUUCAAAUCCCCCACCCAACCCACCUUCCAUAAACCCAGAGAACUCGUCUUCCAUCUUCUAUCAGCGGAAUCAAAGGAAGCCCAAGAAGGAAGGAAGAUGGCUCUUAGAUCCCUCGACAACGCUCUCCCAGCCACCAUCGAGAGGCCCAAAAAGAUCACGAAGGUCGCUGCUCCCGCGGCAAAGAUCUCUGCUCCUGCCGAGGUUCCUCGAGGUUCAGUCAUGAAUGAUGAGAACGCGGCACCUCCGCCGAAGGUUGUGGAGCAGUGCUUGGAGUACACCGCUUCAGAAGACCUCAAGGCCCUGCCUGACCCCGAAACCAAGAUCGCGAGUUUGUUGGAGGAACUGGAAUCAAGAGACUGGCUAAAAGUGUGUGCAGCUUUGAAUGAUGUUCGCCGGCUCGCACUUCAUCACUAUUCUUAUCUUCUUCCGAUCCUGGGAAAUGUGAUGCUGGUAAUUGUGAAAGCAAUGAAAAAUCCAAGAAGUGCAUUGUGCAAGACAUCGAUCAUGGCUUGUACCGAUAUCUUUCAUUCCUUUGGGAAUAUUUUGCUAUCUACCUCCGAGGAGUCUGCUUUUGAUCAGCUGUUGCUGCAGCUUCUGCUGAAAGCAUCUCAAGACAAGCGUUUUGUAUGCGAAGAAGCUGAGAAGUCACUGGAGAAAAUGGCUGUUUCUGUGCCUCCUCUUCCAUUACUCAAGAAGCUCCAAUCUUACGUUAAUCAUUCUAACCUUAGGGUGAGGGCCAAGGCUGCUGUUGCCAUAUCGAAAUGCGUCUCCAAGAUGGGCAUUGAAGUUAUGAAGGCUUUCGGGCUAGCAGCUCUUCUUCAAAUGUCAGCUGAAUUGCUGAAUGACAGACUGCCAGAGGCACGUGAAGCAGCUCGAAGCAUCAUAACUUCAAUUCAUAGUGGGUUCGCAAGACAAAAUGAAUUGAAAGUGGGUGAUGAAACAUCGGAUGCAGAAUCAUGGCAGAAUUUCUGUUCUUCGAACUUGCCUCCCAUUUCAGCACAGUCAGUAGCGAAGAUUGUUUCACAGUAGAUGCCCUCUUCAUGUUAAAUUUUAUGUUUGUAUUCUUUUCAAUGAAAACUAAAGUAGUUGUCAAUGAAAUUUCACGUGGCUAGUUCUUACCAUGUCAACUUUCAUUGCUUUUGAUAAAUUUUUCAAGUAUUAACAUCUUAA